ACAAAAGUGGGGGAAGAGAUCAGGAGAGUGACGCGAACUUUAUGCUUGCAUCCUUCACCACAAACUUUCGCCUCCUACUCGCUUGUUUCUACAUGAGAUAAAGAUAUGAUACGGAUAAAGUAGUGGAAGGGAAGAAUAAUAAAAUAAACAUUAAGAAAAAGAAAAAAGAAAUUAAGAGAGAAAGAGAGAACCAGUAGUAAGAGGUGAUAGAUGUCGGGUAUUGAUGAAAUGCCAUCACCUGCUGCUUCCAAAAGAAAACAGCUUGCCAUGGAGAGGACCAGCGAAUGGGUAUUCUCCCAGGAUAUCCCCAGCGACAUCACUGUUCAGGUUGGGGAUGCUACUUUCUCCUUGCACAAGUCUCCCCUCUUGUCAAAAUGCGGACACGUUAGGAAAUUGCUUGGUGAAGCCCAUGAUUCGAACUCCCCACUCAUUCAAAUCCCACACGUUCCCGGUGGUGCUGAAGCGUUUGAGCUUGUUGCCAAGUUCUGUUAUGGGGUUAGCUUUGAGAUCGACACCGAUAAUAUCGCGAUGCUCCGGUGCGCGGCAGAAUACCUUGGCAUGACGGAGGACUAUUCGGCUGGAAAUCUAGUGAACAGAGCCGAAACAUACUUGGAGAAGGUGGCUUUGGUGAGCAUAUCAGGCGCAGUCUCUGUUCUCCGAAAGUCGGAAGAUCUACUUCCAGUAUCAGAGAAAGUAAAGUUGACAAGCAGAUGUAUUGAUGCAAUAGCUUAUCUGGCAUGCGAUGAUAACCAGUUCUACUUGUCACUGAGGACUGACGAUAAUGGUCGAGAGAGUUUGAGUUUAUCGUCAAGUUCACAGCGUAGGGCUGUGGUGGAUUGGUGGGCAGAGGAGCUAGUGGUCUUAAGGAUCGACACGUUUCAGAGGGUUUUAGUGGCUAUGGAAGCUAGGGGGGUACAACAGUAUGCUCUUGGUCCUGUUAUUAUGCUCUAUGCUCAGAAAUCUCUGCGAGGUUUGGAAAUUUUUGGGAGGGGUAGGGAGAAGAUGGAGCCAAAACAAGAGCAUGAAAGAAGAGUGGUGUUGGAGACAAUUGUUGGUCUAUUGCCAAGGGAAAGGAAUGCGAUGUCGGUGAGUUUUCUCUCAAUGCUUCUGAGAGCAUCUCUACAUGUUGAGACAACUGUAGCAUGCCGUCUUGAUCUUGAAAAGAGGAUAGCUUUACAGUUAGAACAGGCGGUGUUGGAUGACCUCUUGAUCCCUUCAUUCUCCUUCGAUGGUGAUACUAUAUUCGAUGUUGAUACAGUUCAGAGGAUUCUGAUGAAUUACCUUGAUAAUGAGGUUGAUUGCAGUCGGUCUGAUGAUGAGUAUGUCUCUCCGCCGCCUAGUAGUAUCGAACGGGUUGGAAAGCUUAUGGAGAACUAUCUUGCUGAAAUUGCGUCUGACCAGAAUCUGACGAUCUCGACUUUCAUCAGCCUUGCAGAGCUACUUCCAGAACGAGCAAGGAUUACUGAAGAUGGCGUGUACAGAGCCAUAGAUAUAUACCUGAAGGCUCAUCCAUCUUUGAGUGACAUGGAGAGGAAAGGUCUGCAGCAUGAAUGGACUGCCCAGAAGCUCUCAUCAGAGAGGCUUGCGCUCACGCGCCGGCAUGACAGGCUCCCUGUACAAGUAGUUGUCCAGGUGCUUUACUAUGAGCAGCAACGCUUUCGUGAUUCUAUGACUGGAAACUUCACUGGUGGAGAUUCUCCGGCGUUAUCCCAUAAAACUUCUCCGUAUAGCAUCGGUUAUCAGAAUCAAAUGGAUGAGCUCAAUCGGUUGCGAAGAGAGAACGAUGACCUGAAGCUUGAACUGGUGAAAACACGGAUGCAAUUAAAAGAGCUGCAAAAGACUUCAGGGAACUCAUCAAAUGCUGCGAAACCUCCAUUGCCGAAGAAAUCGAUCAUUAAUUCCGUGUCGAAAAAGCUUGGUCGUCUUAACCUCUUCGUUCGGCCUGAUGCUAUCAAGCCUUUCUCAGGCAAAGCUCGGACAAAGCCACCCAAAAACCGGAGACACUCUAUAUCCUGAAAUAUCAUUUUGUGGUAGACCUUGUGAAAAUAUUCGCUUCCUAAAGCGGUCAGGUCAGCACAUGUCGAACAUCAUUCUAGUAAAUAUAAUGUAAAUUUCCUUAGUUUUGUAUUUUAUAUGUUUUAGCAUUGAGCUAGAAUAUUUUUCUGUCAAUAAUUGAUGCUCUUAAUUACUUUCGUACAUAUUACAGACCUAGUUCCUUAUCCUA
Messenger RNA from Asparagus officinalis (garden asparagus), 2224 nucleotides. Its product is annotated as BTB/POZ domain-containing protein At5g67385. The record is from RefSeq and is a predicted model, not a curated record. Gene Ontology annotation, molecular function: protein binding. NCBI's taxonomy places the organism in Eukaryota, Viridiplantae, Streptophyta, Magnoliopsida, Asparagales, Asparagaceae. The transcript has 5 exons. The coding region runs from base 211 to 2016 and encodes 601 amino acids.